Messenger RNA from Hippocampus comes (tiger tail seahorse), 1406 nucleotides. RefSeq names its product aldo-keto reductase family 7, member A3 (aflatoxin aldehyde reductase) (gene akr7a3). Gene Ontology annotation, molecular function: oxidoreductase activity. The record is from RefSeq and is a predicted model, not a curated record. The coding region runs from base 16 to 1116 and encodes 366 amino acids. The transcript has 6 exons. Lineage: Eukaryota; Metazoa; Chordata; Actinopteri; Syngnathiformes; Syngnathidae.
UUUCUGUCUGCACGAAUGGAGGCGGAGUUACUCACGUCAAAGCCUUUCCAACAGCGCCCUCACCACGUCGGGAGAGAUCCCGCCCGAACUUUGAACUUUAGUACCAUGCAAUGCGUAAUAACAGCGCGACGCCUCUCGCCAGGCAAUUCACAUUUUAUAGCGAGAGCGCUGUGCGGCAAGCUUUCCUUUAAAAUUGUCUCGAAGCGAAACAUGUCUGCGAAGCGACCGGUUACCUUGCUGGGCACCAUGGCCUUUGGAGGCCGGGCGGACGCCGAGCAGAGUCUGGAGAUGGCCAAGAUCUUUCUGGACCGCGGACACAAACAGCUCGACACUGCACAUAUGUACAUGGACGGAAAGUCAGAGGCCAUCAUGGGGGGCAUGAACCUCCCCAAAACAGUCAGCAUUGCCACCAAGGCAAACCCGUGGGACGGCAAAACGUUGAAACCGGAAAGCGUGCGCUCUCAACUGGAGACCUCUCUGGAGCGACUGCGGACCGACUGCGUGGACCUCUUCUACCUGCACGCCCCCGAUCACCUCAAUCCAAUCGCGGACACGCUCCGGGCUUGCGACGAGCUCCACAAAGAGGGGAAAUUCAAGGAGUUUGGACUGUCCAAUUACGCAUCCUGGGAAGUGGCUGAAAUCGUGUGCCUGUGCAGGCAGCAUAACUGGAUUGUUCCCACAGUGUAUCAGGGGAUGUACAACGCGACAACCAGACAAGUUGAGACGGAGUUGCUGCCAUGCUUGAGGUACUUUGGGAUGAAGUUCUACGCGUACAACCCUCUCGCAGGUGGCCUUUUAACUGGCAAAUAUCACUAUGAAGACAAAGAUACAUCUCAGCCUGCAGGAAGAUUCUUUGGUAACAAUUGGGCUGCAGCGUACAGAGACAGGUACUGGAAGCAGAGUCACUUCCAAGCCCUAGAAGUGGUCCAAAAGGCCUUGGAGGGGGCAUACGGCCCGACGCCGCCCACUCUGUUGUCUGCAGCCAUGCGCUGGAUGUACAAGCUCAGACAGAAUCUGGCUGCCGCGGAGGAAGGUCCUCUGGAUGAGAGGGUGGUGAAGGCUUUCGGGGACGCUUGGAACCUGGUGGCUCACGAGUGUCCCAACUAUUUCCGAUAGAUGACGCAGAAUGAAAAGUUGGGGAUGAUGGGCUCUCGGGUGAAAUUUGGAAUAUUGACCUCAAAUGCAUGACAAGCGUUACACUUUGACCUUCUGUAAGUGGAUGCGCAUGUCCAACCUGAAAGUUUUUUUUGGGGGGGGGGAUAAAUAUGGAAUGACCUUUGGAGGACUUCAUAAAGGUUCCAACUUCUCCACUGAUCAAACCUAAUUUGAAUUUGCGCACACAUUUUGCUCCCUUCCCUCUUUAACUCUAAUUAUGUUAAAAAAUAAAUUGUACAGCACACACAGUC